UUUAUUUACUUUCCGCUGUCUCAUAUGGUGGCUUGUGGCUUCUGGUGAUUGUGCUUGUGGUGUACUGUGGGUGUUUAUCAACUUGAAAAGUUGCCAAACUUCACCAUGGGACUCUCAAGUGAAGGAGAUCAAGAAAUUCGGUCCCACUUUCAAGAAGUAUGCAGGAGUUUAAACAUGGACAAGAACACUUUGGAUCAAGCGUUACACACGUACGAGAGCAUCAGCAUAAACUACACACUUGAGGGUGACAGCUUACACUGGAUUGCUUGUGCACUCUACGUUGAAUGCCGCAGUGGAAACGUACCAACUGUUGCUCACAACUCUCGCAUUGAAGGCAACUGCGUAUCAUUGACAAAGCUGCUCGAGACAUGCAAAAUAAGUUUGCUCGAUUUCUUCACAAAAAUGAAGAAGUGGGCAGACAUGGCCAAUUUGAAUGAAACUAUGCGUCAACGUAUAGAAACCAUUGAGAAAAGUUUCUGUGUGUCAGCCAAAAUCUAUGAGAAGUAUGUAAAAAUCUUCAAGGGUGUCUUCAAGGAACCUCUUCAGGGUGAACCACCACGGCGCAAGAUUAAGCCAACUAAGCGUAGAAUGCACAGGCCACCUUUGUGUGAUUCACGUGACAUGUUUCAUUUCAUCUGGAUAUUGUAUGUAUAUAUCAAAGGUCGCUUCCCUGGCAUCUGCUGUGAUCUGGUCAAUUGCUACCAUCUACUUCUCUGUUGCAUGGAUUUUGGCUGUUCCAUGGCAAUGGAAGCCAAACAAACUGAACUUUUCAAUCCAAGGUUCUAUGCUGAGCAAGUAGCCAAGUCAAAAGACAGGAACAACCAGGACCCUGGGAUCAUCCGAGAGCUUGUGAGGGAUCAUGACGGUAGCUUUGAGGAUGCCUCUGUGCUCAGAGCACAUCAUUUUCAGCCUCCCAUUAGGAGACUGAUGGCUGAAAAGGUGCUGCAGGGAGACAUUAAGACCCUCACAGUAAGCUUGGAUCCUACAGCAUUUGACAACAGCAUGAAUAAGCUGAAUAAGACAUAUGAGGAGUGUGUGCUUAGAGAAGGAGAUUUGGAUGAACGAAUAUUCCUAGCUGAUGAUGCAUAUCAAAAAAUUGGUACACUCUGCCAUCCAGAGCUGCUUCAAAGGGAACUUACAAGACCACGUGUGGAGCACGUUGUCAAGAACUUCAUUGAUGUUCAACAAUUACGGACGCCCCUGACUGGAAGGGGAAACCUGCAGAAUCGUGAAGCAAUCAAUAGAAGUCCAGUUUCUACAGCAACACAAUGUGCCAGCAAAUUGCAAACCUUGCUUGCUGGCUGUAAGAAUGCACCUAGUAGUCGAUUGCAAGAAAUGUUCAGUGAACUGGACCCCAAUGUCGAGGCAAGCACCAAGGCAACAGUCAAGGAAAUGGGCGAUGCAUUCUGUGCUGCUUACACACAGCCGACAGCUGAUCAGCAGUGUGGCACCGCUCACCUUGACUUUGCCCGCAUGCGGCUGCAACUUGGUGAAACACUGUUCUACAAGGCACUAGAAAAUAUUAUCAUGAACGAAACACUUCAGCAAAAAACAAACACUGAACUUUCGGUUCAUUUGUGCCACAGUGUAUUUCAGCAGUCGUUGUUUGCUUGCUGCAUGGAGAUCGUAAUGUUCUGCUACAACUCACAGAGAGAAUUCCCAUGGAUUCUGGAAGCCUUUGGUCUUAUGCCUUAUAACUUCUACAAGAUAAUAGAGCCCCUAAUACGUGCCGAGGAAGGCCUGUGGCGAGAAGUGGUGAAACAUCUUAAUCACAUUGAAGAACAGAUCUUGGAGAGCUAUGCUUGGAAAGAGGAAUCACCCUUGUGGGACUCAAUUGAGCAUUCUGAGCAACCUGUGCCUGCCUGUAAAGAAGUUCUGCUUCGAAGGCAGCUAGACAGUUCUCGUGAAGUUGACAAUAUUGAUGCCCCACACCCUGCUACUCCGGCCCCGUUGGCUAUAAGAAGUCUUAAAGGGGAUGACAGUUCCAUGAAGAAGGAAGUGCCACUGUCUCCAGUCUCAGUGGCAGAUCGCUACCAAUCCCCUGGCAACUCAGUGCGACGACGCCUGUUUUCAAUAGCAAAUACAAAUGCAAAUGUAGUAGUGCCAUUGUCUUCCCUUGAAACUGGAAACACCACCACCACUGGACAAGCACGCACCCUGUCGAUAACUAUGCAGUCUCUGCCUGGCAGUAACAUCACCACAACCACCUUUGUACCUGUGACUGUUGAGGGCAAAUCUGCAAUGACUCCUGCCACUCCGGCGAACUCUCAGUCUGAUGGUAGUGGGCGGCCUAAUGUGGUCACGCUCACAAGCAGUGCACCAGAACCAGCUGAAAGAAGCAAACCGCCAAGAUCAGGAUCGUUGGCUCUGUUCUUUAGGAAGGUGUAUCAUUUGGCAGGUGUGCGGUUGCAAGAUCUUUGCGACAGACUGGGUAUACAGCAAAGGGAUAUCCGGCUCAAGAUAUGGACUUGCUUUGAGCAUUCCAUUGUGGCACACACAAGUCUCAUGAAGGAUCGCCACUUAGAUCAGCUAAUUCUCUGUGCAGUUUAUGUGAUCACAAAGGUUACCCAGGUGGACAAGAGCUUUCAAGAAAUUUUGCAGUGUUAUCGGCAGCAGCCGCAAAACAAGAAUCAUGUGUACCGCAGCGUACUGCUGCACAAAAAUCCUACACACAGCAACCAAAGUAGUAGAACGGGAUCAAGCUCGAGUUCUCCAGCAACUGUGGAAAAGGAUGAAAAUGAGGCCAAAGGAACAGAACCUGCCACUAGUACGCGUUCUUCGAGCACCCUUCCAAUGUUGUUGCCGAAUAGCCAGCCCCCAACCCCUACCCGUCUUGCUGGCACUUCUACUCAAUUUGAGUUUGAUGAGCGGGGAGACAUCAUUCGCUUCUACAAUGAGAUCUACCGCAGGAGGAUUCAAACCUUUGCACUCAAGUUCUCCCCAGAUCCAGCAAAGGGUGAAGCAGUCUGCCUGACACCUCUACCGCGUGCAAAGUGCAUGCUCAACUCUCCUCGUCGAAGAGUGUCCAACUACAGAGACGUCUUUGUUUCGCCUCUCAAGGCUGGCAGCUACCCUGAGUCACCCAAGCACCACACCUACCAUUUCAACCAGAGCCCAGCAAAGGACCUGCUCGCUAUCAACCGAAUGGUACAAGGCAACAAUGAAAAUGUCAGUAAGCGGAUCCUACAGGGAGAUGACACUACUGAUGAUGAUGCACCUGCAUCGAAGCGCUGCCUCUACAAAAAGAUACAGACUGUCAUGAUGGAGCGUAUGGACGUUUGCAACAGCAGCGAUGGCAGCGGUAAUGCAGAUGCCUAAAACAACGUAUCAGCCUAUGUCCAGCCUUUUUACCUGACAAGCCUUGCACUCUUCUACUGGAUUUUAAUUGCAUUGAACUGCAUAGUUUUUUUCUUUACAUUGACUCAGUUUUUAUGUUAUUUUAAUGCCAUUCCUCGAGGAGGAGCUCCUUGAAUUCACCUGUCUUCAUACAUUUAAUUGAAUUAAUCACGGACACUUUUAAGCAUUUCGUUCUGAAACACUAUAUCUUAGCCAAAUUGGGAUUUUGAUGGUGCUGGACUCUCUUCACAUAAUCUCCUAGGUUGAUCCAGUCAUAGUUGUACAUGUGAAAUUGAUAUUGUGUGCAAUUAGUUAAAGGGGCACUAAAGUGCAAAAGUUUUUUUCCUGCUGAAUGAAAUAUGCUGUUACCUUGACACCAACACAAAAAGAAUGGGAUUCAUAUUGUUGCAUCCUUUGUAAUUAAUGAGCGAAAGAAACUAGUAUUUUGCGCUUUCUCUCUCUUUCUCCUUCUCAAGAAGCAAGGCAAUGCGGAGAGGCCUCGGAUUGGUUUCCUCAAAUGGUCUCUCGUGAUAAUAAGGCAAAUUGUUUGGGGAGACCAAUUAGAGUGAAGUCCGCAUUGAUGACCUUCUUGUGAAGGAAAAGAAUGCAAAGAGGCCUCGGAUUGGUCUCCUCAAAUGAUCUCUAGCAAUAAUUGGACAUAUUGUUUGAGAAGACCAAUGACAGCGAAGUCUGCAUCGUCGCGCUUCUUGAGAAGAAGGGAGAGGGAAAGCGUGAAUUGCGGUUUCUUUCGCUCAUAAACCACGAAGGACGCAACGGAUGAAUCUUGUUGUCAACAUAACAUCAUCUUUGAUUCUGCAAGGAGGAAUUUUUGUGCUUUAGUGCUCCUUAAGGAGAAAUGUGACUUCUUGUUCCCAAUUAUUUUAUGUGCAUAACAAGCUACACUUGUACAUGGUUUGAGUAUUCCUGUCUGUCUUAUUGUAACAAAAUUAGACGGACUUGCCUACAAGAGCCUACAAAUCUGUGACUUUUGUUUAUAGGCAUUGUCACAUCAUUUUUGGUAUGUCCAUUUUAGCACUUGGUGACCAUAGAUUGACAUAAAAGCUUCCUUUUAAUCGAGUCUAAGGUGAUCCAUCCUCAAGCGUUCCUUUUUGCCACACGAUAAUAAGUCAUCUUUUGGCCACAUAAUGACCCGAUAAUCGGAAAUGAUUUUUUGACACCAUGUAGGGCUAGUUCGGCUGUUAAAUCGUAGCUUCAGCUUUUACUUGGCAGGUUAAUUGCUGUAAUCAUAUUUCGAUGUGGCUAACAGCACAACACAAAGCAACAUGCAGUCCCCAUAGCUACACCCAUGUGUUGUCUUAUGCCUUCUACUCGAUGGCAUGGCAGUGCAUGACAGGUUUCGUCUUGAUGUAGCCACAGUUGUGUUGCACUGCAUUAUGUUCCGUUACACUACCAAAUAAUGCAUAAAACAGCACACCCAGUACUGGGGAUUGCUAAAAAAGAUGACAGUGGCAAAGUCCAUACUUUUAUUUGUGGUUUGUGCUUGUGCUUUGUAUUAGACUUUUUUUUAGAUUCAGGAUACAAGACAACUAUCCAGUGUGCAAUACCCUCAGUAUUAAGGAUACUGCUACAGCUGCAUAUACAGUCUUCUGAGUCACCCAGUUUUAAUAGUUGUAUAAGAACACUGCUACUCAACAAUACCAUAUAAGCCUGUUGUAGUUCUUAUCCGCAUUCUUUUUAGAGUUUUAAAGUAUCUUCUUGCAUUGUGACUAAAUGCCUGUACUUUGCCUUUUUAUAGUCGUAACCAAUGCAAUACCAUUUUAAAGCAUGUUCUCAAUCUGUGACAUUGAGUUUAUGUGGUGAAUUGUGCCUUCAUAGAAUUGUAACAGAUGUUUGUUUUCACUUUAAAGGAAUCUGAUACUUCAGCCUAGAACAUCUCAAUCAUAGUGUUAUCUUACUGUUUCUCAUUUUAAUCAUCAGAAGAAAAUUCCUUUUUAUAUGUCAUUUUCUUUAGAAUUUUAACAGCUACAAAUUUUAGACACAGCAUUGUAUCGUGGAACUAUCGUGGGAUAUAGGGAAUAGAACCACUGGAACAAGGGUUAUUGGUGGUGCACAGUGGAUAUGCAGUGAGCAUACAAAGCGUUGCAUGAUUAGUUGGUGCAGCGUAGAUAGUACUUUGGUUUUCUAGCAGCCUGCCAUGUGUAUUACACAAACUAUUGGAGACCGUUCUUUUGCAUAACUGUCAUCCAAAGUGCCUGCUAUAUUGUAUCCCCCGUGGGCAUCUUUUUUUCCUCAUCCAUACUGUUAACCAGCCUUCACGUGUAGUGUCGAGUGAUUUCCCUUGUGGUAGUUACUAAGAAGUAUUUAUGUUGUGAACCAAUUCUUGAUUUCUAGUGUGAUGGGGGCAAUAUGCAUACGAAAAAAAAAAAAAAAAAAGCAAAGAGUUUGCCCAUGUGUAAGCCCUCUGUUGAUCAGAGUUCUAAUUUCACUAAGUGCAAGCAGUCAUUGCAGUUGCCAUUGUUUGGCAUUUGUUCUAGCGAACCUGUAAGUUUUUGCUGCAAUUGUUUCAUUACGCAAUCAUCACUUUUUAGCGUGUGGCUUUUACAAUUAGUUUUAGUUGCUUUCUUUUAUUUCUUUUUCCUCAUACCCUUACUCUACCAUCUUGUGUAAGGCAGUAAUGAUACUUUGCUUCCUGUAAUGUUUGUAGUACUCCUUACUGCCCAAAUAACUUUCACACCUCCAGGACAUGGUCAAACCGAUUCAGAUGCGCUUUAUAUUUCCUUUUCCUAAGCACGCAAUGGUACCUUGUUUCACUGUAGCUGACUACCUUUCUGCUAUCAAUCUUACUGCUGUCCCAUUAGGUGUUUGUUGUUAAUAACACUUGUAUUUCGCAGAUAUGUGCCAUGUUUUAGGUGUAGGACAAAACCUGAGAGCAUGUAGAUCUGACAUUCGCUCGAAAAAAUGGCAAAUUAUGCACUGAAGGAAUAGCUAGAGAGAGGUUCUGUAAAGUCCUCGAGAAACCUUCCUGUUCGUCUCUCUCACGUACCUUAUCUUUUAUGUUCCACUUUUGUUGCUUGUACAGCAUUCCUUGUUCUCCCAAAGACAUGUAGCCCUGUGUACACACUUGUAAUUUCAGCUUGUGAAGUUGUAAUAAAAAUAUAGAGGCUAGA
Molecule: messenger RNA, 6464 nt
Organism: Ornithodoros turicata
Lineage: Eukaryota; Metazoa; Arthropoda; Arachnida; Ixodida; Argasidae
Product: retinoblastoma-like protein 2
Exons: 24
Coding region: 106-3318 (1070 amino acids)
Biological process (GO): regulation of transcription by RNA polymerase II; negative regulation of G1/S transition of mitotic cell cycle; cell differentiation
Cellular component (GO): chromatin; transcription regulator complex; nucleus
Molecular function (GO): RNA polymerase II transcription regulatory region sequence-specific DNA binding
Source: RefSeq, a predicted model, not a curated record